GGCGUGAUAGUUUUAUAAAACUCGCUGCCAAAGUUUUUGUGGUGCUUUCUUGUGGAUUUGCCUAUCUCUUCCUUUGCCCAUCUGCCAUCUCCUUCCUUGCUUUACUCCCGUCUCUGCUGUCAUCGUCUUCCAUUUCGUUCUGCUCGCCGCCACUAUAUAAGGUUAUCUAUGGCGUCAAACUCAGGAAAUGAUGUGCCAGCAGGUGCUGAGGAGCCCAAAAAUGCCAAAUCAGAGGCGUCCUCCGAGCAGCCACAGGUUGGAGAAGGGACACCUCCUGCUUCCCGACCUGGAAUGCCACCAAAUCCUUUUGAUUUCUCAGCUAUGUCUGGCUUGCUUAAUGAUCCAAGCAUCAAGGAACUGGCUGAGCAGAUAGCUAAAGAUCCUUCUUUCAACCAGAUGGCUGAGCAGUUGCAGAAAACCUUUCACGGUGGUCCUGCUGAGGAACCACAAUUUGAUCCCCAGCAGUAUUUUUCUACUAUGCAGCAGGUGAUGGAGAAUCCUCAGUUUAUGUCCAUGGCUGAACGUCUUGGUAGUGCUUUAAUGCAGGAUCCAUCAAUGUCUGGCAUGCUCGAAAAUCUGGUAAAUCCUGCAUCUAGAGAUGUGCUAGAAGAACGAAUGGCACAAAUCAAGGAAGAUCCUUCUUUGAAACCCAUAUUGGAAGAGAUUGAGACUGGUGGUCCUGCUGCCAUGAUGAGGUAUUGGAAUGAUAAAGACGUUCUUCAAAAGUUGGGGGAAGCUAUGGGCCUACCAGUCACUGGAGAAGCCGCAACAUCUUCGGUACGUACUGUGCCAGACGAGUCAGAGGAAGGUGGAAAUGAGGAGGAUGAGUCAAUUGUUCAUCACACUGCUAGUGUUGGUGAUGUGGAGGGUUUGAAGAAUGCUUUGGCAGCUGGCGCUGACAAAGAUGAAGAGGAUUCUGAAGGCAGGACGGCGUUGCACUUUGCUUGUGGAUAUGGUGAGGCUAAGUGUACUCAGAUUCUUCUCGAGGCUGGAGCUAAAGUAGAUGCUUUAGAUAAAAACAAAAACACCGCUCUUCAUUAUGCAGCUGGUUAUGGGAGGGAAGAAUGUGUAGCGCUUCUCCUGAAGAAUGGCGCUGCUGUUACUCUCCAAAACCUCGAUGGAAAGACUCCCAUCGAUGUUGCUAAACUGAACAAUCAACAGGAGGUGCUCAAAUUGCUGGAGAAAGAUGUAUUCCUGUAAUUUUGAUGGCUGAUUGAUUCACUGGCGUGCAGUUCGAUAUUUGGUAUAUUGGUUCAUAUGUUUAUCUAUGCUAUAAUAAAAAAUUGUUCGUCUUGAUUAUUCAAAAAUUUUCCUUGACUUGUUUUUACUGAUAUGUUUUUAGUGUGUACCAGUAAUUCAUUUCACUUGAUCUUAGAUAAUGUUAUGGAUUCAGACAAUUGCUAGAAAGAAUCCUUUUUUUUAGAGUUUAGAAUUAAAGUUUAAGGUUUCUGCUGUAUCUGUUAUUGACGGCAAUAAAUUCUAUGUUACAAUUCUGCUGAUUUCUUUAGAA
Amaranthus tricolor (Joseph's coat) is the source of this 1510-nucleotide messenger RNA. Its product is annotated as ankyrin repeat domain-containing protein 2B-like. The transcript is spliced from 9 exons. Lineage: Eukaryota; Viridiplantae; Streptophyta; Magnoliopsida; Caryophyllales; Amaranthaceae. Bases 169 to 1200 code for a protein of 343 amino acids. Gene Ontology annotation, molecular function: chloroplast targeting sequence receptor activity; protein binding. Gene Ontology annotation, biological process: protein targeting to chloroplast. The record is from RefSeq and is a predicted model, not a curated record. Gene Ontology annotation, cellular component: chloroplast outer membrane.